Molecule: messenger RNA, 2121 nt
Organism: Phodopus roborovskii (desert hamster)
Lineage: Eukaryota; Metazoa; Chordata; Mammalia; Rodentia; Cricetidae
Product: zinc finger protein 813-like
Biological process (GO): regulation of transcription by RNA polymerase II
Cellular component (GO): nucleus
Molecular function (GO): DNA-binding transcription activator activity, RNA polymerase II-specific; RNA polymerase II cis-regulatory region sequence-specific DNA binding
Source: RefSeq, a predicted model, not a curated record
AUGUCGCCAACUCCAGCGUCCCUAGCGAAUGGGCAGUGGACAUUUGCCGUUUUAAGACGCAGAAAUAGCGAGGAGGAUGGGAAUCCCGACAGGGCAAGGGAAGUGGGUGCAGAGGACAGAGGCUGGGGUCUCAGCGGGGUGUGGGUACUCCGUAUAGCCACAGGUGCGGCGGGAGGCGGCCUGGGAAAGUCACAGUCAGCAGCGCAGUGGCGGGAACCGCAGCCCGGCGGCCCUGGAACCUCCCAGGAUUUGUUGAGAGUGACUGUGGACUUCUUCCAGGAGGAGGGACAAUGCCUGCAGCCUGCUGGGGGUGGGGGCUUUGUACUGAGAAUGGACGCUACAGAGUUUCAGCAACCUGCUUUCUGUGGAACCCUUGGAUGUGGCCAUGGACUAGGCAGACAGGGGAUCUUGGUACACAUUGGAAGCAUUCCAGUCUUUGUUCCUGAGACAGAAACUCAGAGAAGAACAACAGGGAGAAUGGCUGCUUCCCCGGUAAAUGUGGCCCAGGAUCUGUUAACAUUCAGGGAUGUGACUGUGGAGUUGUCCCAGGAGGAAUGGGAAUGUCUGGACUCUGCUCAGAGGACUUUGUACAUGGAUGUGAUAUUGGAGAAUUAUAGCAAUCUAGUCUUUGUAGAGAACCAUUGUAUAUGUGGAAAUUGUGAAAAAUUCCUGGAUCAAGGCUCAAAACAUAUUGUUCAUCAUCAUGUGAAUAUCCAAGAGAUUUCUUGUAAAUGUAAUGAGCUGGGCAAAAUGAUUAAUGAAUCCUCCCAAUAUACACCUUAUGACGUGAGUGAUACUGCAGAAAACUAUAAUAAAUUCAGAUGUGGUAGCCACAAGGAUGCUUCUGUUGAGUCAUCAGUCAUAAAAAGACCUAAAAGCGAGGACUCUGGAGAAGAUACUUGCAAAUUUAAAGACUGUAUAAAUUGUUUAAAUUUGUUUCCUAUUAGUCAAAAUCAAAGGAUCCACUCGAGCCUCAGUAUACAUCAGAAAAAUCAUUCUGGAGAGAAACCCCACAAAUGUAAUGCCUGUGGCAAAUGCUUUUAUCACUUGUAUCAGGUUAAAUACCAUUACAAAACCCAUACAGGAGAGAGAUCUUACAAAUGCAGUGAAUGUCACAAACACUUUAGUCAGCUGACACACCUAAGAAGCCAUCAGACAAUUCAUACAGGGGAGAAACAUUACAAAUGUAAUGAAUGUGGCAAAAGCUUUAGCCGAGUAACAUACCUAAGAACCCAUCAGAGAAUUCAUACAGGAGAAAAGCCUUACAAAUGUAGUGAAUGUGACAAAUGCUUCAUCCAGAAAGCUCAACUUACAAUACAUCAGAGAAUUCAUACAGGAGAAAAACCUUACAAAUGUAGCGAAUGCGAGAAAUCGUUUACAUGUUGCUCAGGUCUUAGAAAACACCAGCGAAUUCAUACAGGAGAGAAACCUUACAAAUGUAGUGAAUGUAAGAAAUCCUUUACCAGUGGCUCAGAUCUUAGAAGACAUCAGAAGAUUCAUACUGGGGAGAAACCAUACAAAUGCAGUGAAUGUGACAAAUGUUUUAUUCAGAAAGUCCAACUUAGAAUACAUCAGAGAAUCCAUUCAGGAGAGGAACCUUACAAAUGCAGGGAAUGUGUCAAAGUCUUUACCCACCUGUCAGGUCUAAGAAAACAUCAGAAAAUUCAUACAAUCUCAGGGGAAAGCUGCACACCUCUCAAAGGGUGUGACAAAUCCUUGCUGAGUGCUUCAUUUCUCAGAAUACAUCUGAGAACCUACACAGGAGAGACUUACAAAUGUAGUGAAUGUGACAAAUCCUUUACCACAGAGGACCAUCUUAAGAGCCAUCAGAAAAUCCACUCAGGAAGGAAGCCUUACAAAUGUAGUAAAUGUGACAAAUCAUUUACUAAGAAAGUGAUGUUUAGAACUCAUCAGAGAAUACAUACAGGAAAGAAAACUUACAAAUAUAGCAAAAGGAGAAAAAUAUCUAUUACCGAGGAAGGAAAUCUUAGAACUCACCAGAGAAUACACACAGGAGAGAAACCUGACAAAUCCUUUAGCUGGGACUCAUCUCUUAGAAUUCAUUACAGAACACAUACAGGAAAAAUUUUUAUAAAUAUGGUGAAUGUAACAACUCCUUAA